Prionailurus viverrinus (fishing cat) is the source of this 4168-nucleotide messenger RNA. It is a transcript of the gene PIK3CD, whose product is annotated as phosphatidylinositol-4,5-bisphosphate 3-kinase catalytic subunit delta. The transcript is spliced from 24 exons. Gene Ontology annotation, cellular component: plasma membrane; cytoplasm; phosphatidylinositol 3-kinase complex. Gene Ontology annotation, molecular function: 1-phosphatidylinositol-4-phosphate 3-kinase activity; 1-phosphatidylinositol-3-kinase activity. The record is from RefSeq and is a predicted model, not a curated record. Gene Ontology annotation, biological process: cell migration; phosphatidylinositol-3-phosphate biosynthetic process; phosphatidylinositol-mediated signaling. The coding region runs from base 300 to 3434 and encodes 1044 amino acids. NCBI's taxonomy places the organism in Eukaryota, Metazoa, Chordata, Mammalia, Carnivora, Felidae.
GGGAAGUGGAGUGUGCGGGCUGUCAGCAGGCGGGGCGCCCCCACCGCGCCCCGCCUCCCUCCCUCGAGGCUCACUCGCGCCCAGCGCGCUGGCUCCUAGCGGCCGCCGGGCCGAGCCGCCCAGCCCCUGCCGGCCGCGCCGGGACCGACAGAUAAAGGAGCUGAGAGUCAGGUGGGGGCGGAAUGGUGCUCAAUGAUUCCAAAGCAUCUUUGAUCUGCCAGACCGAGGGGCCUUUGCUGCUGGCCAUUCUUGGACCAUUCCAGAGAGGACAGCCGGUGUCUUUGGAGUGAAAAAACAGGAUGCCCCCUGGGGUUGACUGCCCCAUGGAAUUCUGGACCAAGGAGGAGAAUCAGAGUGUGGCAGUUGACUUCCUGCUGCCCACGGGGGUCUAUCUGAACUUCCCUGUGUCCCGGAAUGCCAACCUCAGCACCAUCAAGAAGGUGUUGUGGCACCGCGCCCAGUAUGAGCCACUCUUCCACAUGCUCAGCGACCCUGAGGCCUACGUGUUCACCUGCGUCAACCAGACCGCGGAGCAGCAGGAGCUGGAGGACGAGCAGCGGCGACUGUGUGACAUCCAGCCCUUCCUGCCGGUGCUGCGCCUGGUGGCCCGAGAGGGUGACAGGGUGAAGAAGCUUGUCAACUCACAGAUCAGCCUCCUCAUCGGCAAAGGCCUCCACGAGUUCGACUCCUUGCGGGACCCCGAGGUGAAUGACUUUCGCACCAAGAUGCGCCAGUUCUGCGAGGAGGCGGCCGCCCGCCGGCAGCAGCUGGGCUGGGAGGCCUGGCUGCAGUACAGCUUCCCCCUGCAGCUGGAGCCCUCGGCCCGGAGCUGGGGGGCCGGCACCCUGCGGGUCCCCAACCGGGCCCUCCUCGUCAACGUCAAGUUUGAGGGCAGCGAGGAGAGCUUCACCUUCCAGGUGUCCAGCAAGGAUGUGCCCCUGGCACUGAUGGCCUGUGCCCUCCGGAAGAAGGCCACGGUGUUCCGGCAGCCGCUGCUGGAGCGGCCUGAGGACUACACCCUGCAGGUGAACGGAAAGCACGAGUACCUCUACGGCAGCUACCCCCUCUGCCAGUUCCAGUACAUCUGCAGCUGCUUGCACAGCGGGCUGACCCCCCACCUGACCAUGGUGCACUCUUCUUCCAUCCUCGCCAUGCGGGAUGAGCAGAGCAACCCUGCCCCCCAAGUCCAAAAACCACGCACCAAACCGCCUCCCAUUCCCAUGAAGAAGCCUUCUUCCUUGUCCCUGUGGUCCCUGGAGCAGCCUUUCUGCGUGGAGCUGAUCCAGGGUAGCAAAGUGAAUGCGGAUGAGCGGAUGAAGCUGGUGGUGCAGGCCGGGCUCUUCCAUGGCAACGAGACGCUGUGCAAGACGGUGUCCAGCUCGGAGGUGAGCGUGUGCUCAGAGCCCGUGUGGAAGCAGCGGCUAGAGUUUGACAUCAACGUCUGCGACCUGCCUCGCAUGGCUCGUCUCUGCUUUGCACUUUACGCCGUGAUCGAGAAGGCCAAGAAGGCUCGGUCCACCAAGAAGAAGUCCAAGAAGGCGGACUGCCCCAUCGCCUGGGCCAACCUCAUGCUGUUUGACUACAAGGACCAGCUCAAGACCGGUGAAUGCUGCCUGUACAUGUGGCCGUCCGCACCAGACGAGAAGGGGGAGCUGCUGAACCCCGCGGGAACAGUGCGGAGUAACCCCAACACGGAGAGCGCUGCUGCCCUAGUCAUCUGCCUCCCUGAGGUGUCCGCCUACCCUGUGUACUACCCAGCCCUGGACAAGAUUCUGGAGCUGGGGCGGCACGGGGAGCACGGGCGCUUCAGCGAGGAGGAGCAGCUGCAGCUGCGGGAAAUCCUGGAGCGGCGGGGGUCCGGGGAGCUGUACGAGCACGAGAAAGACCUGGUGUGGAAGAUGCGGCACGAGGUCCAGGAGCGCUUCCCGGAGGCGCUGGCCCGCCUGCUGCUGGUCACCAAGUGGAACAAGCACGAGGAUGUGGCCCAGAUGCUCUACCUGCUGUGCUCCUGGCCGGACCUGCCCGUCCUGAGCGCCCUGGAGCUGCUGGACUUCAGCUUCCCCGACCGCCACGUGGGCUCCUUCGCCAUCAAGUCUCUGCGGAAACUGACGGACGAUGAGCUUUUCCAGUACCUGCUGCAGCUGGUGCAGGUCCUCAAGUACGAGUCCUACCUGGACUGCGAGCUGACCAAGUUCCUGCUGGACCGGGCCCUGUCCAACCGCAAGAUCGGCCACUUCCUUUUCUGGCACCUCCGCUCCGAGAUGCACGUGCCCUCCGUGGCGCUGCGCUUCGGCCUCAUCAUGGAAGCCUACUGCAGGGGCAGCACCCACCACAUGAAGGUGCUGAUGAGGCAGGGCGAGGCGCUGAGCAAACUGAAGGCCCUGAACGACUUUGUCAAGGUGAGCUCCCAGAAGACCACCCGGCCCCAGACCAAGGAGCUGAUGCACCUGUGCAUGCGCCAGGAGACCUACCUGGAGGCCCUCUCCAACCUGCAGUCCCCGCUGGACCCCAGCACCCUGCUGGCCGAAGUCUGCGUGGAACAGUGCACCUUCAUGGAUUCCAAGAUGAAGCCCCUGUGGGUCAUAUACAGCAACGAGGAGGCGGGCAGUGACAGCAGUGUGGGCAUCAUCUUUAAGAACGGGGACGACCUCCGCCAGGACAUGCUGACUCUGCAGAUGAUCCAGCUCAUGGACGUUCUGUGGAAGCAGGAGGGAUUGGACCUGAGGAUGACCCCCUAUGGCUGCCUCUCCACGGGGGACCGCACAGGCCUCAUCGAGGUGGUGCUUCACUCAGACACCAUCGCCAACAUCCAGCUGAACAAAAGCAACAUGGCAGCCACGGCUGCCUUCAACAAGGAUGCCCUGCUCAACUGGCUCAAGUCCAAGAACCCUGGGGAAGCCUUGGAUCGAGCCAUUGAGGAGUUUACCCUCUCCUGCGCGGGUUACUGUGUGGCCACUUACGUGUUGGGCAUCGGUGAUCGGCACAGUGACAACAUCAUGAUCCGCGAGAAUGGGCAGCUGUUCCACAUUGAUUUUGGCCACUUUCUGGGGAAUUUCAAGACCAAGUUUGGAAUCAACCGUGAGCGCGUCCCAUUCAUCCUCACGUACGACUUUGUGCACGUGAUCCAGCAGGGGAAAACGAAUAACAGUGAGAAAUUUGAAAGGUUCCGUGGCUACUGUGAGCGAGCCUAUACCAUCCUGCGGCGCCACGGGCCUCUGUUCCUUCACCUCUUCGCCCUGAUGCGGGCCGCCGGCCUGCCUGAGCUCAGCUGCUCCAAAGACAUCCAGUAUCUCAAGGACUCUCUGGCCUUGGGAAAGACAGAGGAGGAGGCUCUAAAGCACUUUCGAGUGAAGUUCAACGAAGCCCUCCGGGAGAGCUGGAAGACCAAAGUGAACUGGCUGGCCCACAACGUGUCCAAAGACAACAGGCAGUAGUAGCAAGCUUCUGGAGGCCCCUGGGCCUGGAGGGAGCAGACUGCCGGCCUGGGGAACCAGGCACCCUCAGGCAUCCUCUGGGGCCCCGAGAGCCUGAACCGCACCCUACGGGAAGGAACCUACAUGAUUGCCUUUUGUUUACACUGGUUAUUUAUUUAUGACUUGAAACAUUUCAGGAACUCGACAGCCAUAAACGGAAAUGCAUCCUUCGUGCAGGGGAGGGGCGUCCUCAGCCAGAGCCCCCGGGCUUUGGUGAGAAGACAGAGUCGGGCACUUCAGAGGCCGCACCUCACUAAGGACUGUAACCCCGAGUCUUCCAGCUGGUGAAUCGGGACCCGGCAGAGACUGCUCUCCCCUCCGGGAAGCCUGCCUUCCUCCCAGGCUCCCGCCGGGCUGCCCGGGGCUUGGCCCCUGGCAGUUACCUGGUGCCCACUUCUCCGUUCACCCCCUCCACCUUCGUGCUCUCCACGGGCUGAGCGCGGGGCAGCUCCCAGAGGAAGUCUGGGUACCCUCUAGAAUCAGGGAUGCUUGCUUUCCACUUUUAAAGUGACUCUUGGGUACGGGAAACCCUCUCCUCUGCUGUAAAGCGGUUUUGUUUGCGGGUAAGGAAAAAAAAAAAACAAAAAAACACCCCAACUACUUACGGACCCUCUGUGGCUCAGAACAGCCUCCGCCCCCAUAAAGUAUAAUAUAUGCUGGUCCUCAAGACAUUAAAAAGAUCUGAGCUUGAUUUA